Hermetia illucens (black soldier fly) is the source of this 3406-nucleotide messenger RNA. Its product is annotated as zinc finger protein 429-like. NCBI's taxonomy places the organism in Eukaryota, Metazoa, Arthropoda, Insecta, Diptera, Stratiomyidae. Gene Ontology annotation, molecular function: DNA-binding transcription factor activity, RNA polymerase II-specific; RNA polymerase II transcription regulatory region sequence-specific DNA binding; zinc ion binding. The transcript is spliced from 3 exons. The record is from RefSeq and is a predicted model, not a curated record. Gene Ontology annotation, biological process: regulation of transcription by RNA polymerase II. Bases 62 to 2767 code for a protein of 901 amino acids. Gene Ontology annotation, cellular component: nucleus.
GGGCGCAAAGAGUUUGUAUAUCAACAAGUUCAAGAAAUUUCCGAAUAAUUCUACUUGCGCCAUGUCGCCGGAACAAAUUUGUCGAACGUGUUUAGGCUCCACCGGUAUCCUGCAUAAUCUUUUUGGUCCAGAUAGAAUUCAAUUAGAGCGGGACAAAGCCUCGGCGGCAGAUUUCAUAGGAUUGUUAUUGAAUACGGCGAUAGAGGAAGAUGAUGGCUUAUCCAGUAAAAUUUGUCAAAUUUGCUACUUCGAACUGCAACGAAUAUAUUUGUUCAAGACCAAGUGUGAAUAUUCGCAGACAGUCCUCAUGCAACUAAGAAACGUUAAAAUCAAAAUACGAAAGUUAAAAUCGGAUAAAAGCAACGAAAUUAUUAAAGACAAGCCAACGGUAGUUAAUGGUCUCAGUCAUGCCAAGUACAUGACUACCAUUGAGCAUGCAACCAAUUCAGCGGAAUUCAAUGCAAUCGCAGACAAUGCAGAACCGUCGAACCUUUCGACGAAGAGCAAUCCUGUGUCAACAAAUUACGUAGAAUUCAUCGACGAUCCAUUGAAUUUGAUACAGUUCGAACAGCUGAGUGGAUCACAUGGAGACGCAACGGUUGAUAUGGACUUGGAUAAUGUUAUUAUUAAGGAGGAACCUUCCGACCUAUGUGAGGCUAUCGAAGAGGAUGUAUUCAAUGAUCCGGAUAACAACGCAGCGAACAGUUUACCGGAUGUUAGAGGCAACCAAAUUUUGGUCGCUGAACAUGAAGUGAAUCAGGCGAGUGAAGAUGAGAAUUUUGAGUGCCCAGCGUGUCCCUAUGUGCACGUCUCCGCGGAGGGGUUGGAGAAACAUUUGAUUAAGAAUCAUAUAAUUGGAAAUAUGUGUACGAUAUGUAAUACGGCUAUUAUCGGCAGCCAAAGGCAACACUUCGCAACUCACAUGGGCUCGCAAUUGGAGUACAAUCAAAUCAUAGGAGAACCCGCUCUGACAGGAUACGACUUUCAGUGUCCAUUUUGCACUAAACGCUUCAAGCUACAAAUUGAUGUAGAUGAACACAUUGCGAAGGAUCAUAUAGCUCGGAACUCAAAAAUUGAAAAGCUCACUGUUAAUGGUUUGAAUAAAGGCGUAAGUGAUGAUCUGUUCGACGAGAUUAUCGAGGAAACGUUCGAAGAUGACAUUUUCGAAUGUUCGAUAUGUUUCCAACCUUUUAGUGAAGCAAAAGAACUUGAAGAACACAAAAAGAUCCAUGUCCCGGAAGUUUUAUUCAAAUGUGAAUUCUGUGCGAAAACAUUUUUAAGUCAGGAUGAUUUAAAUCAACACGCAGAAAGCCUACAUCCUGUCCAAAAUAUCAACGGGCAACAGGUCUUCAAAUGUAAUCCAUGCGCCCAGGCUUUCAAUGAAAAGUCAGCUUUGAUAGCUCAUUUGGAAAUGCAUGAAAUGGAGAAACCGUUUAAGUGUGAUCAAUGUGCACAAACUUUUCGCUUCAAACAUAAUUUGAAUUGUCAUAUUCGUUUCAAACAUUGCACCGAUUGCAAGGGUAUGAAGAAUAAUGACUGCAAAAGAUGUUUAGUAAAGCAGAAUGAGAAGCAAGGCUACGAAUGUGAUAUAUGCCACAAAGUAUUAAGCAACAAAUCAAGCAUGCCUCGACAUAGAAAAAUGCACAUGGAAGGGAAACCUUACAAGUGUGAGCUAUGCUCGCAAAGUUUCAAUUACAAGCAAAUCUUGAAUCUGCAUAUACGCGAGAGACAUGGGGAAAAGAACAUAAAAUCGAAUCCUGAAUUUCAGUGUAAAACAUGUUUACAAACGUUUGAACGUAAAGUGGACUUGACGCAACAUAUGAAAUCACAUGAACCCAAUAAAUUGCACCAGUGUCCACAUUGUCUAAAGAAUUUCGAGCUUUAUACAGUGUUCAUUCGGCAUGUAAGCACCCAUUCGGGAGGAGAAGGCUUCAAAUGUGUAUUAUGUUCGGAGAAAUUUACAUCUGAACGUCAUUUCCGAACUCAUAUCGCAGAAAAACACGUUGAUGGAAGGGAAGAGACCGGAUGUUACAAGUGUGAGGAUUGUGGUAAAAUUUUCGCUGUUAGAAGUCAUUACGAUGAGCAUGUUCGAACACAUACAAAGGAGACCCCCUACCAAUGUGAAACUUGUAAGCAAUCAUUUCGGUUCAUUCAGAGUCUCAACAGACACAAAAAACUAUAUCAUACAAAAGACCUAACAAGCUAUCAAUGUCAACUGUGUCCUAAGAGUUUUCGUGAUCGAUGUGAUUUGGUGAAACAUUUUCGGAAUCAUACAGGAGAGAAACCAUUUCAAUGUGAAAUAUGCUCGGAGAAGUUCUCAGAUAAAUUGAAAUUAGGAGCUCACAUGCUUCUUAAGCAUGAUGCCAAGAACGUACAAAAACAAUACUUCAAAUGUGAGCAAUGUUCUAAAGUGUUUUGGUAUGAACACCACUAUAACGUCCAUUUGAGGAGUCAUACUGGGGAGACACCGUUCCGUUGUGAUAUCUGCAAUCACAGUUUUCGCUACAAGCAAUCAUUAAAACAGCACAUUGAAAAGUUCCAUAAGAACAAUGGAGAACAACAGCGGCAAGAAUCUGCUGAACAGAACGGGAAUAGCUCUGAAACUAGUGUGGUCGUCAACGAGAACACUACAAUUUAUGGGAACAAUGAUGUUAACAACUUUGCAUUCGGAGACUCAAUUCUCAAUGCUGAUCAAAUGAUGAACGUGGACCCACCAGAGAAUAUGAUGAGUGAAUUAUUUGAUGAUUCAAGUAUUGAAGUUGCCUAACAAUAACUGCAAUUGGAAAUCAACCCCAAUAUGUGGGCGACUUGGAAAUUUGGACGGUAGAUGCUAACAUCCAAAAGACACCAGGAUCGAAUUAUAAAGCCGCAUAGAGGUUUUGUCAGAGUGUUUAUUAAUCAUUGUCCACACAGAGCCUGUUAUUGAACGUUUGUUAUAUUUAAUAACAUUCUUUUAAGUACCCAAAUCUCGCCUAGUGUAAAAAUUUUAUGAUAUAAGAAGUGUGUAGGCAACCACGGCUAGCUCUUUUCGUAGAGAAAGUUAGAUAUGAAUUUGCCCGCACAAAUGUGGCCUUAAGGAUUACAAGAUGAAAUUAGAUUGUGUGAAAUUUCGUUAUAAAGUAAAGUACAGUAAUAUCCCUUCUAUGCUACCAUCUUUAUGUAGUGUCAGGAACUGUGUGUAGCAAGGACCUAAUACAAACAUUUAAACUAGAAUUUACAUAUGAAUUCUUGAACGUACACAUAAAACAAUAAAUAUUUAAUAUUUUAUGCACAUUUUAACGAGCCCAAUAAGAAAUUUUUUGCGUUUCUAAUCUUAUUUUGUCAAUUUACAACGAAAUGUCCGCUUAUAAAAGGUGAUACAGAAAGAAAUCAAUUUGGAAAGUUGAAAGAAAAAGACUAUUAUAUC